Molecule: messenger RNA, 741 nt
Organism: Dentiscutata erythropus
Lineage: Eukaryota; Fungi; Glomeromycota; Glomeromycetes; Diversisporales; Gigasporaceae
Source: the annotation of a GenBank genome assembly
AUGAUUCAGUUAUUUCCUAAUGAAUUGCAAAUUCAAAUUUUAACGGAUGUUAUUACUAAGACAAAUUUUGAGUAUUUUUGUACUCUUCGAACAGUUUGCAAAAAAUGGAACACAUUCGUUCCUUUAAUAAUGAGUGAAAUCGUUAUUUCUAGAUUAAACUCUGAUUUAGAACUUGAGUUAACGGACUGGAACGAAUCCAAAUGGUCUAAAGAAAUGCCUCCAACAUAUGAUGAUCAAACCAAGACUUUUACUUUUUUAUUUAAUAAUGAUAAUCAUACUAACAAGCGUAAAGUUUACAAAUAUGAUUCCCUAUUCUUUAGAAAAUUUAACAAACCUAAGCCUAUAGAUAAUUUCAUAGCAUUUGUGGAAAAGACAGAUAGUUCAUUUUUUCCAAUUAAGAUUGGAGCUAAAUUUGGUAGUUUAGCUUGGCCUAAAUUUGGUAGUUUUUUAGCUUGGCCUAAAUCCGUAAAUAAUGAUUUAGAUAAACAUGAAUUCGAUAGUAAAAGUAAUGUGUGUUUUAAACGAUUGGAUGAUGAUAAAAACGAUGGUAAUAUAAGGCUUUAUAGUUUUACCAUUGCGGCUUGGAAACUUUACUAUAUUUUGGAUUGUCUUCAAACUAAUGUGAUACUUAUGCAAUUGAGAGAAGGAUUUCAAUAUUUUUACGAUGAUAUAUACAAUGGAAGCUUCUGUGGCACAUCAAAUCCAGGCACUAGAAGACGUCGUCCUUGUAAUUUAGAUUAG